AUGGCUAUCUACUCCCUGUACCUCAUCUCCAAGUCGGGGUCGCUGCUCUACCAGCGAGACUUCAAGACAGCGGGCUCGCCAAUCACGAAGCAGAAGUCGAACGACUACUUGAUCAUCGCCAGCAACCUGCAUGGGAUCCACGCGAUAGCGUCGAAGCUGACGCCGGCAGCGGCCCGGGGCAGUCUGUCGGGGAACACGGGCGGUGGCCGGAAAAACACUGGUGGAGGCAUCAAUGUGCACAGCAACAAGACAGGGCUCCGGUGCGUGAACACGGAGAAGUUCAACAUGUUUGUCCACCAGACGGUCACGGGCGUCAAGGUCAUCAUUCUGACGUCGACGGACUUGAGCGAGCCCCAGAUCGCGGGCUUCCAGACGACGAUCCACCGGCUCUACGCGGACUACGUCAUGAAGAACCCCUUCUACAGUCUCGACAUGCCGAUCCGCAUCAAGCUCUUUGACGACAGGAUUAUGAGCGCUGUG
Pichia membranifaciens NRRL Y-2026 is the source of this 480-nucleotide messenger RNA. RefSeq lists its product as hypothetical. The transcript is spliced from 2 exons. Gene Ontology annotation, biological process: endoplasmic reticulum to Golgi vesicle-mediated transport. The record is from RefSeq and is a predicted model, not a curated record. Lineage: Eukaryota; Fungi; Ascomycota; Pichiomycetes; Pichiales; Pichiaceae. Gene Ontology annotation, cellular component: TRAPP complex. The annotation marks the transcript as partial.